Messenger RNA from Scomber scombrus (Atlantic mackerel), 2578 nucleotides. RefSeq names its product angiotensin II receptor, type 2 (gene agtr2). Gene Ontology annotation, biological process: G protein-coupled receptor signaling pathway; immune response. Gene Ontology annotation, cellular component: membrane. The record is from RefSeq and is a predicted model, not a curated record. The coding region runs from base 249 to 1508 and encodes 419 amino acids. Gene Ontology annotation, molecular function: G protein-coupled receptor activity. The transcript is spliced from 2 exons. NCBI's taxonomy places the organism in Eukaryota, Metazoa, Chordata, Actinopteri, Scombriformes, Scombridae.
CUCCACACUACAAACACUACACACACACACACUCACACACACACACACAAGCACAGAGGCAUGAUACAGUCUGUGCAGCCUUCUCUUAGAGGGGUCGAGGACCAAUUGUCAAGAUAUGGACUUUAGCCAAAAGAAGAAUUGAAAAGCGCCUGACUGCUUGGACUGGACACCAAUCACUGCAGCUGACCUUGGACAACUGAAAGGGGGGAAGUCAAAUUGUCUGACGCAAGGGUACAUCCAGUUCCAUAAUGGCAAUCCCAAAUGAUCUCUUCCUUUUCAACUCCACCUCCUCCCCUUACAACACUACGGAGAUCUAUCAGAACUCCUCUGCUUACCCCUGCGCAGACUGGUCUCCUAUACCCAUGACCACCCUCAUCCCCUCCAUCUACAGCGUUAUCUGCGUGCUGGGCACCAUAGGCAACGCCCUGGCAGUGUGCGUGUUGGCUUAUAACAGCACAUCGAGGAGAACUGUAGCAAACACUUUCAUGCUUAACCUGUGCAUGUCCGACCUGCUGUUCCUGCUGUCUCUCCCGCUGUGGGCCGUCUACUACUCUAAAGGCUACAGUUGGCCCUUUGGCCGGGUGGCCUGCAAAAUCUGUGGCGCUCUUCAUAACCUGAACCUCUACGCAUCUAUCUUCUUCAUCACAUGCAUGAGCAUGGACCGCUACCUGGCCAUUGUGCACCCACUCCGCUCCCAGAGUGCACGAGACCCUAAACGUGCCAGACUCACGUGCAUCCUGGUUUGGGUUUUGGCAUGUGUAUGCACAGCACCCACUUUGGCUCUGAGGGACACUCGACACCUACCGGUUCUUGAUGUGGAAGCUUGUGUGAUUUUCUAUCCUGAUCAUGCCUGGUAUCUGACCCUGGUCUGCAUCAAGAUUGUUCUGGCCUUUCUGCUGCCGCUGCUGGUCAUCUCUUGUUGCUACUAUGCUAUUGGGAGACAUUUGUUGUCUGAUACAGGACUGGUAAGAAUGCAGAAUCUAUCACACACCCCCAGCAUGCCCUCUUUUAAAUCAUCAGAAUCCCAGGAGAGCUGCCAUAAACCAGAGAGACCCCCGACCCCCUGUGUGAACCCCAGCUUCAGUGGAAGCAGACCCCUGGAAGGCAGAGGGCUGGAGAGGGUGCUGUGGACCGUGGCUGCAGUUGUCCUGGCCUUCUUUCUUUGCUGGUUCCCCUUUCACUGCGUGACCUUUUUGGACAUACUGAAGAGCGAAGGCUGGUUGGACAGCUGCUGGGUAGACUGGACCAUCCACAACCUCACCCCUCUGACCCUCUGUUUGGGCUUCUCCAACUCAGCCAUCAACCCUGUGCUCUACUGCUUCAUUGGGAACCAUUUCCGAGGCCGUCUCGGAGGCCUCUGCAAGGGUCUGUGUGCGUCAUGUUUGAAGACCCGUGGGGAAGAUCACAGCCAGAAGAGAGGCUCUUUCAGCACAAGGCUGAGCUCCUUCUCCCGAAAACUCAGUGACCUGAAAGACUUGGCGAUUGUUGAGGCCUCUGGUCCUGCCUAGAGGCCUUUCCACUACUUACUGGUCUCACACCUCAAAGAAUGACGCCAUCGUCAAGUGACUGCUGAAUUCAAAUUAGCAUGGCCAUGUGAAACGGAGAUGUUACUGUAAUAGACUUUCAGCAGAGCAAAAACACUGCCCUACAAAGACAGAGAGCAGUAACUAAGUUUAGCCUAAAGAAUUGAGGCUGGUUUGGCAAACUGUGCAACCAAGAGAUAAACUGUAACUGAAUGCCUUUUUAGGCAGAUGAGGAGGAGGACAAGGCAGCGCCCUGUAGGUGGAAAAAGGCCAAGUUAUUGUUAUUGCACACAAACCUUUUAGUACAUUCCUCAAGAGUAAGCACCUCACGUCACUACACAAAUUUAGAAAUGAAUAUGUGACAAUUUUAUCUUUGAAUCUGCCUUUGGACAAACAAAGGAUGUAGAGAAAAAAACCUUUACAGGGUCAGUUGAGAAAGCAGUUAUUACUUAUCUGCUAAGCUAAGCUAAUAUUUUAGCAGGAGUAGUUUAGCUGCUUUUUUAGUGUCUCCACCAUUCUUGGAUUUAGUUACUGUCUUGUUUAUAUGAGAUGACAAACUGAAUUCCUAAGAUGUUGGAACAAUUCAUUUUAUAAAUAACAAAACAGGUAGAAGGGGAUUACCUAAGUCAAUCAAGAUUUAACUAGAUGUGGCUAUCUACAGCUAGUUUGCUUUUAGCUCUCUAGCUAGUUUUGUUUUGCAAACUUUACUUGCUGUUCUCUUUAAAAUUAAACAUUUCUAUAGCAUAAUAAUAUUCUAUAUGGUAAGACAGAUGUCAAAGACUUAAUUUUGACCACAUAUGUAGUUGCUAUAUUUUGGCUCUAUAGGGCAAAACAGGCCAAAUGAGGAAAUACAGGUGAUAUACAAAGAAAAUCAUUUACCAGUUGUACCAAUGCAAUACUUUUACUCUUUUGACCGAGAUAUUAUGUAAUGUGUAAUGUUAUGUGUAAUCAUGAAACUUGUAACAUUUUAUUGCAUUAUUCUUUAAAGAGGAAAAUGAAAAUAAAUACUGCAUUUCUUUGAAUAAGAAAUAAAGUGAGCGAUAUUUCUCUAACAA